Messenger RNA from Phanerochaete carnosa HHB-10118-sp, 1509 nucleotides. RefSeq lists its product as uncharacterized. Lineage: Eukaryota; Fungi; Basidiomycota; Agaricomycetes; Polyporales; Phanerochaetaceae. Gene Ontology annotation, cellular component: GPI-anchor transamidase complex. Gene Ontology annotation, biological process: attachment of GPI anchor to protein. The coding region runs from base 1 to 1509 and encodes 502 amino acids. The transcript has 8 exons. The record is from RefSeq and is a predicted model, not a curated record.
AUGGCAGACACCGCUGCUGAAAAUCCUCCUAUUCCGCCAGCUGACCUUUCGAAGAUAACCUUCGAGUCGACGCAGAACCGCAGGCGGAUCAUCGCGUCGUACUGGCUGAUCGUCAUACUCGCGCUACCGCUGUGGUGGAAGACCACCAGCAUUGACCGAUUGUCGCUACCGGACGGUAGAGCUCGUGCAUUAACGGAGAAACACCUGUCAUUCCCAGUCCAUGUCAAGCUGGAAGCUGGUCAAGAACAACACACCCGUAUCCUUGGCGAAGAGCUGACGAGAUGGACUAAUCAUGCCGCCCAAACUAGCGGACUUAUUGUGAAAAUCGAGCGCGGGUCCCGACCGGGGAGCUACAGUGUGGUCGUAGAAGAUGGAGAAGACGUAAAAGUGGAUGGAAGGACGCUGCAUCUAGGGACCGGCGAUCGGCAUGCUGAUGCAGCCCAACGCGUGGCAGAAACGGUCACCAAUUUGCUCGCGCCACAUGCAUCACUAACUGCAAGCGAAGAGCAUAGAACAGUCAAGUACUCGUCUCGGUACAGACUGGCCUUCACGCUCUUGAAUGAGGACGCCUCGUCCGGACAAGCCGCACUCUCAUGGGACGUCCGCGAGGCGUUAGAAGCAUAUCUGCAUGGGACGUUCGAUCGACUUUCCAUUCUUCAUAACUUCACCAUCGAAAGUCAAGUGCAAUAUCAUGCACCCCUCGCGUUCCAGCCUCGACCCGUCAAAGUCGCUGGACAGGAUGCUCAUGGACUCACGCCGGAAGACCUGACCGUCUUCGUCAACUCAGCAGAAUGGACACUAGCAUCAAGCUCUUCGAACGAUCCAGUGCUGCACUUCGUACUGUUUGUACCAUCCUCAAGUAAUGCACCAUUCUCUGACAAGACUGUAGGACAUUCAGCGUCUUCCAACGCGUUCAUCCUCCCCCAAUGGGGCGGUAUCGUUUUGCUGAGCAACCCACCCGGUCAUCUUGCCGUCUCGGCUCUCGAGAAGACGUUCCAGACGUUCCAGCGCCAGCUUUUAACCUUGUUGGGUGUCCCCGACCUUCCGCCUGGCGUUCGGUCAGCUCAAGCCGAAGCAUUCACAGAAUGGCAGUUGGAUGCACUAGUUCGCCAACGAGCUCGGCAAAAUUUUGAAAACAGCAAAGAGACAUUGAAUAGUAUUGUAAAACUCGUCCAUCAAAUCGAAAACAUGCCCGUCGGUCAAGAUGUGAAGGGCGAUGUUCAGGACGCUCUGAUCGCUCUAGACGCCGCUCUAGAAGCAGCGCCCUCGUCGUCUACGCAAGCGCUGCAGCACUCGGCCGAUGCUCUCACCCUGUCCUCACGUGCAUUCUUCAACCCGGGAAUGCUCGCGUUGCUCUACUUCCCGGCGGAGCACAAGUAUGCCGUGUAUACUCCUCUGUUCGCGUCUGUUGCAGCUCCACUCAUUGCCGCUAUCGUGCGCGAGCUGAUCGCUUGGCGGAAGGCUCGCAGGGCUGCUCGACAGCCUGAGAAGCGAGCGCGGGCAGAUUGA